Molecule: messenger RNA, 2004 nt
Organism: Dromiciops gliroides (monito del monte)
Lineage: Eukaryota; Metazoa; Chordata; Mammalia; Microbiotheria; Microbiotheriidae
Gene: TUFT1
Product: tuftelin 1
Exons: 12
Coding region: 68-1171 (367 amino acids)
Biological process (GO): intracellular signal transduction
Cellular component (GO): I band; intracellular anatomical structure
Source: RefSeq, a predicted model, not a curated record
UCUGGACCGCUGCGGAGCGAGGUGCUGGCCUUUUCGGAGCCGCUCCGGAGCGGUCCGGGGCAGGACAAUGAACGGAACGCGCAACUGGUGUACUCUGGUGGACCUGCACCACGAGGGAGAGAGCGCGGCAGUUGGGAAGUCUUACACCAUGGUGUCUAGCAGAUCAGUUAGUCACUCCCUGGCAUCAGAGCUGAUAGAGUCCAAUGAUGGGCAUGAGGAAAUCAUCAAGGUUUACUUAAAGGGGAAAGCUGGUGACAAAGUCAUUCAUGAGAAGAAUGUCGAUCAGCUGAAAAGUGAGGUUCAGUACAUCCAAGAGGCUAGGAACUGUUUACAGAAGCUUCGGGAGGAUAUAAGCAGCAAGCUUGAGAGAGACUCAAGGGACUUUCCUCAGCGACAGGAGUUGCAGGUGCUGUUGGAAGAGCCAAAUGGCUUCAGGCCAUCUUCUACUUCCCUGUACAGGACCCCCUCUGAGACCCUGGUGCAAGAUUAUCAGAAUGAAGACCCCGAGAGCCUGAAGGAAACUGUCCAGAAUCUGCUUGCUAAACUGCGGGAGACGGAGAGACAGCAUGAAUCAGACAGAGCGCUUUUCGAGGCCACACUUAGCCGGUACCAGAGAGAAGCCGAGGUGAGCAGUUCCGCCCUUCAGAAAGCGGAGAGCAACUUGGAGCAGAGAGAUGCAGAAAUUCUGGAGCUUCAGAGGAGCAUGCUGGGGAUGGAGAAGGAACAACAGAAUUUACUGGAGAAGGUCAGGGAAGGGAAGACGGCCAUGGAGGAGCUUCGGACCCAGAGUGCUGACUGCCUUGCAGAACAGGAAAAGGCUGCUCGGCUAGAGAAGGAAGUGGCCAGCCUUCGGGAGAAGAUCCAUCACCUGGAUGACAUGCUGAAGAGCCAGCAGCGGAAAGUCAGGCAGAUGAUAGAACAGCUCCAGAAUUCUAAAACUGUGAUUCAGUCAAAGGACACAACGAUCCAGGAGCUCAAAGAAAAGGUUGCUUAUUUGGAAGCUGAGAAUUUAGAGAUGCAUGACCGAAUGGAACACCUGAUUGAAAAGCAGAUCAGCCCUGGCAAUUUCAGUACCCAGACCCGAACCAAGAGUGAUGGCCUGGGAAGCAUCAGGAUUUCCAGGCCUCCAAACCCUAAGCCCUUGCCUCUCAUCCGGGUGGUGGAAACCUGAGCUGCAAAACCGAAUAUUGCUGCUUGGUACCUUUAUUGGCCUAAAGAGAAAACCCACCUUCCCUGUUGUAUCACAGACUUUUACUUCUUGACUGCUCCUUGGCUGCCCUCAGGGCCUCAUGUUUGUAUGCCUAGUUCUUGAGCUCCUUUCUUCUGUGUGCUGGGCAGACAGAGGAGGGGACGGGCCUUCCUCUGGAGACCUGGAGACUUUUGAAGGAAGCUACCAUGACAGAAACCCUCCUUUGCUGAGGCUAGGACGAGGGUGGAGCCAGUGGUGACACCCACACCAUGAUUGUUGCUGAUCUUCAUUAGAGAGAUUUUUUUUUUCCUCUGAAAAUGGGUGUCGAGCUGUUCUGGAAACCGGGGUUACACAACAGGACUGGGACACAGGGUACCCUGGCCUUCCUCAGCCCUAACACACAGAGAAACAUAUCCACUCGGACUGGCCGUCAUCCUGAGGGACUGAACCUCUCUUCCCUCCAGUGUUGCUCAGCUCCUAGCAACACACCAUUUCCCCACUUCUCUGUCCCCAACAAACACUUAGUCCUUCUCCCAAGAUGGCAGGAUGCCUACCAGGCUUGGGGGCUAUCUGGCUUCAAUGUGGAUAUCUCUCACCCUUUCCUGGGGAGGAGGGUGAGACAGAAACAUCUUCCUUCAGAGAAUGGAUUUGUAGCAGGAAGGCAUCCCUAGGGACACUGACAGCUAUGCCCUAGUCCUUGCUGCUUUUGUCUUCUACCACAAUUCCCAGAAACCCUUGUAGUGUUUUUGUUUGUUUCUUUUCUUUUCUUUCUUUCUUUUUUUUCCCAUUUCAGCUCAGCCCAAGAACCCCCCCCC